Molecule: messenger RNA, 1331 nt
Organism: Leguminivora glycinivorella
Lineage: Eukaryota; Metazoa; Arthropoda; Insecta; Lepidoptera; Tortricidae
Product: calcyphosin-like protein
Exons: 8
Coding region: 34-825 (263 amino acids)
Molecular function (GO): calcium ion binding
Source: RefSeq, a predicted model, not a curated record
UUGUCAGAGGUAAACAGAGAUGCAGUGUCAAACAUGGCUGUUCUGAAACUAGUGUUGUUGGUGGUGGUGGUGGCGGCGUGGUGUGAGGCAGCUUCGAUGGCGCCGAGCGAUCCCUGCUUCAACUACGACGACAAGGCCAAGGCUGAGAAGAAGUUGAAAGACAGCAACAUGGAUAGUGGACUAGCAUGGCACCGUCCGCAAUCCUCGACGUCUCGCGUCGAGGAAGAGUUGAUGCAGAAGAGCGCACGAGCUCUUAACAACACCACGGAUCCUCUGGAGAAACUGCGUCUGCUGUGUCUUUCACGGGGUGCUUCGGGUAUCAUGGGGCUGGCCAGGAUCUUCCGAAGAAUGGAUGACGAUGGAAGCAAACAACUUAACAAGGAAGAGUUUUUCUCGGGCAUCAAGGACACUGGACUUGAAAUUAGCAACGAGGAUACAGAGAAAUUGUUCACUCAGUUCGACACAGAUAACAGCGGUUCUAUUAGUGUCGACGAAUUCAUCAAACAGCUUCGUCCUCCGAUGUCCGAUGGCCGCCGUGCUAUAGUCGAACAGGCGUUCAAGAAGCUGGAUAAAACUGGUGACGGAGUCAUCGCCACAGAGGAUCUCCGCGGCGUUUACUCGGUCUCUGCAAACCCGAGGUACAAGAGCGGUGAAGAGACCGAAGAACUGAUUAUGAACAAAUUCUUAGCUAACUUUGAGAGCGAGGGCACCGUCGAUGGCAAGGUAACGCUCGAGGAGUUCAUGAACUACUACAGCGGCAUUAGCGUGUCUAUCGACAACGACUGCUACUUCGAUCUCAUGAUGCGGCAGGCCUACAAGCUCUAAAGAUCAGGCCAGAAGCAUGGACCUAAUAUACUACGUCGCUAGAAAGAACUGACUUCUUGGCACGCCGAUUUUUCGAUUAACGCGUUCUCGCACACAAAUUUGGGAUUAGCGGUCGUUGCCUCCAUAUUACGACAAGCAAGAGUGUUCUUCUUAAUUACUUACCUUGGGGUAUCCCAGUCUAGUGCCAGGGCCCGCUUGCCGGUUGGCAUGUGUGCGUGAGAAAUCAGCGUUCCUCGAUGUCAUGACUGUUCCGCUUUAGAUAACGACGUGGUGUACAUUUUUCGUCCAUGGCCAGAAGUCUUCGCCAAAUGUCCAUACAAUUUGGACAAACAUAGCUCAGCACAAUUCACACACACUUUAAGGCUUUUGUCGAAACGAUGGAUGUCGAGCACUCGGUCACUAUGAUUUAUUCAAUAUUAUUAAUGGUAAAGAUUUAUUUAUUUAACAAAUUAUCUAUGUUUGAAACAUGCGGUGUUUCCUAUUAAUUAAAUAUUUUAAGUAAAAUA